AUGGCAUCUGCUGCUGGAUCUGGUGAUGACCCGGCAUAUGAGCAGAUGAGUUUUCUUCAUGAUGAUCUUCAGGGAAGAGUGUCAGUGGGGAUUACAGAGGAAACGAAUCCGUUUUCCGGAGAGCGCUGGGACGAUGAUGAGGGUUCGAGACAGCGUGGAACUCGGAGGAGUGGGGAUUUGACCCCCGAACAGCAGGCGGUGGAUUUGCUGGUGAGCGCUGAAGCCGCCGAGGCAGCUGAGCCGGAUUACGACUUCGCAUCAGCUGAAGGAGGCAACGGAUCUCCUGAACAGGGCGAGGGCACUGUCCCUGUUGAUCGAAGUCAGUUGAUUGCGCUGGAUGGGGCUGUACCCAGGGGAAGCGAACGUGUUGGUUUGACCAGUGUGGGAGCUGCAGCUCCUCGGGAUGAGGGAUCUCUUGGUCGCCUUGGUGAAAGAGGCGGAAGACAACCACAUGCUCAGUACCCUGUGCAGGGCCAGUACGCGUGGUCAGGCAGGAGUGCCCGACCGGCAGCAUCUGAUUCAGCGCGGACGGAUGUUCUGGAAGCAUUGGUUCAACAGUUGAUGGAGCAGAAUGAGCAUCUGAGAAACGAGGUAGCGGAAGCCCGAUCUAGGACUUUUCAGCCUCCAUGGACCAGCUUUGCGGGGGGGGAGCACAGCAGUGUACCGGUGAUGCCGGCAGAGGGCCCAGGCGAUCAGUUGCUGGCGGCCACGAGGGCUCUUCAGAGUCUGACAUUGCGGGAGACUCCUGAUGUGCAAGUUGUCGGGCAGCUUCCACUGAAUGCGGACGUCAGUUCGAGUGGUAUUGGCCGUGAGGAGGUUGAAAGUACUGUGGAUGAGACAGGAGCCGUAGUCAUUAAUUCUGAGUCCCCGAAGUACUUCGCAAUGCAGGUCCCGGAGCAUAGGCUUCCAUCAGGUCAAUGCCUCACCGGCGACACCAGGUGGAACUCGCCUGCCAGCGGGACCUCCACCCGAUUCACCUGGCCCGCAAGCAGGCCCCAGCUGGAAACCGUAGAAGAGUUUGCAAGGACAGUGCUUUCAGAGUUGGAGUUGUUGUCGGUAGCGAUGCCAGACACCGUGGGAAAGCCGAGCAGCCGACAGCCCCAACUGCAGAUGGGAAGCCUGGUGCAGGAGCAAAGCCAGGCAAAUGUUGGUCAUGUGGGGGCUCAUGAGCAGGAUAUGCCCGUUGUGGAUGUGAAGCUUGCCUUUGGUGGAUGCCAGCUUCUAGUGAACCCUCAGGGAACAUUGCUCAGCAAGACACAUGUCUCGCCUAUUUUGUCAGUGAGGGCAUUGCUGGCACUUGGUUUUAAGAUUGAGUGGGAUUCCCUUAAGUGUCGGAUUUGGCACCCGAACAGGGGUGAGUUGGAUCUUGAUUCGAGCUCUGGUUGCCCAGAGGUGUCUGAGCAGGAGGCAUUGGCGUUGAUCAAGGAAUACGAGUCCUUGGUGGAGCGCAACGAACACCGGAGCGCCAGGUUGCAUUGCAUCAUGAGGGAUCUUGAAACCUUAAGCCAAGAGGACUUAGCAGAUCUCAUAGUGCAGCGGGAUUCACAUGCUGAUGCGGCAAUGCAGACUCUGUUGACGAAGGUGUUUCCCAGUGUCGACCGUGAGCUGCUAUCCCAAGCUGCAGUGUCUCUGCAAGAUCAAGAGGGAGAGUCGUUUGCUUGGAACAGGCGAAUGAGGCGUAGAUGUGAUCAGGCAAGCGGGAUUCUAGUUCACCUCUUUAGCUCUGGGUGUAAGCGUGCCUUUGAAGGGUUGGCGGAUCGGAGCAAGCUUGCGUUGCUCACUGUUGAGAGGCCUGAGAACCUCCUGUCGGAUAGCACGUUCCGAUACUUGCUUCAACAGGCGUCUAAAGGGCGAGUCAGGGGUAUCGUUGGAGCUUUGCCGUAUCGUACGUUUGCAUGGAGUAGGUAUCUCAAAGAAGGGGGCGAGCAAUUUCACCGACCGCUCAGGCUCAGAGGGGAAAGCUUGGGUGAUUAUGGGAUCCAAGACUUGAAUUGUCGGGAACAGGCACAGCGCAGAAUGGAUGAUUUGCUCAUUCUUCGGAUAAUGGUUCUGACUGUAGUGUCCACGGCGGCAAACCGCGCUAGGCAACAGGAGGAGCCGUCUUUGGUGUUUGAGAAUCCGGAGGACCCUCAGGAGGAUCUUCGGGGUGGAUACCCGAUGCAGAGCCUGAACCCUCCUGAGUCUGGGUUUGCAUCGAUCUGGGCGGUGCCAGAGUGGGAAGCGUUGGAGAAGUUUGCGGGGUUGCAUAGGGUGUCCUUCCAUCAGGGCGUAAUAGGAGACACUCCGGAGGUUUCUGGUGGUAACCUUGGAAGCCAGCAGAACUGGGCAGGAUGGUCUCCGGGCCUGCAGUGUGCCAUAGGAAACAUGUUAUGGCGAGCGUUUCAAGAGCUUACAGCAGGACCUGAGUUCAAGGUGAAGACGGUAGAUGCAGGUUUCUUGGAGCACUUGAAGAAUAAUCAUACUCCGUAUCGGCGCGACUGUAAGUACUGCGUUCAGGGAGGCGCACGCCAGAGGCAACACAGGAAAGUCUUAGCACCUCAAGGGUGGACUCUUAGUGUGGACACUACGGGACCGUUUCCUUUGGGUUUGGAUGAGGGGACUAACAAGGCUAAGUACCUGUUGGUAGGAGUAUUGUCUGUGCCGAUCUUGUCCGCAAAUGGAAGUGCGGUAGAUGAACCAGCAGAUAGAGACCCUUUGAUUACGGUGGAAAGUUUUGCUAAAGGAUUAGAGGACCGCGAGUGGUUCGUGAAUCGGGGGGUCGAGCUUGAAGAUCCGCUGCCGGAGCCUUCGCAGAGGGAACUCAAGGAAGCCAAGGAAUCUUGGAAUAGCUGGGAAAAGGUGGUCAGGGCCAGCCGCGAGGAUUGGCUCCGGGAAGCAAAGUCCGAGUAUCUUCCAAAGGUUGAGAUGGUAGAUGUGCUGUUUACGGAGGCAGUAGAAUCUAAGAGGCAACAGGAGGUUACUGCAGCGGUAAGCCGCAUGUACGCAAAGGCCAUCAGUGAUGGGUAUGAUGUAAGGCGAGUGCAUACGGACCGCGGACGGGAGUUUAACAAUGCGGCGCUUAAGGCAUUUUGCAGUAGAUUUGCAUUGCAUCAAACCUUCGCAUUAGCAGAGGAGCACCAGACCAAUGGCAGGGCCGAAGGAGCGAUACUGCGGAUCAAAAGCAAAACUCGUGCCAUACUUCAUGCAGCAGGGCAAGAUGACUUGAAGGAAUGGCCGCUGGCAGCCAAACUAGCAGCGCAUCAGUUGCGAGGUAUUGCAAGGGCGCGUCUGAAGCUUCCUGCGGAGCCAACAUUGCCCUUCAACACCAAGGCUCAGGUUUUGCAGAGGAGUUUCCAGGCCACCCGACGGUGCGUACGUUUCAUAAGUGGCGUGAGGGACGUGGUCGUGCUUCCACAUCAACAUGGGGAACGUCUCUCGAUGAUCCGGGCAUCCUGGCCAGAAGAGGACUUGAGGAGUGUUGAAGCAUCGUAUGUGGGGCUUCGGAAGGAGAAUGGUGGAGCCGUUCCGGGAGGCGGAAAUCAGGACAACCCAAAAGGCUGGCACAUCGGAGAGGCGAUGCUCUACGAACUUGACAGAAGGCAGCAAUCUCACAGAGGCAGGUUAGCUGCUGAGGGCUGUAAGCUGGUAGUUGGGGAUGUUGAAGAAGACGAAGCUGAAAGAGAACCAAUGCCAUAUGAUGUGCCCUCUGCAUCCCGGGACUUACAGUUGUGUCCAGUGUCUCAGGGCGUGACGGGGAUCACGUGCUCCCUUGAACGUGUAGCGUGGCGGAUGGGAGAGGCAGUUGAGGCCUGUGCUGAAGCCUUAGCCACGGAUCACCGAGCCAGAUGCAGGAUGCUUGAGACCCUGAUGGGUGGUGACGACUGUUGGCUUAGCAGUAUAGAGACUGGUUGGUUGGAUGAAGUCAAGACUCUAGAGAGGGAGCUUAAGGCAAUGCAAGGUUUUGAGGUCAGAGCAUUGCAGUCACUGGAAGAGACUGUGUGGAAACCUGGCUGCAACCCAGCAGUGCGAUCGAUUGAUAUGGCACCUGAUGCUUUACCAGAGGGUCCAGCCGAGCCAGUUGGUCCUCCCUGUAACGGGGCAACCCUGUCAGACCCUGAGGAUGUAGCACCUCUUCAGUCAAAGAUUAUUUCUCAGGAGCAAGUUCGCCAGGAGAUGCCUAAGUGGUGUGGGCCCUUGCAGGAAGAGUACGAUAAUCUAACUAAGGACUCAGGUACCGUUAGACCCCUUACGGACCAGGAGUUCUCUGAGUUGCUGAAUGAUACAUCAAUUGCCCUUGAGCUCAUCCCUGGGAAGGGGGUGUAUGUGCACAAGUCCACCGGGAAGAGGCGUGCGCGUAUCGUGUGUUGUGGUAAUCAUCAGAGCAGUGAGAGCCAUUCGAAGACCGAACUAUUUGCAUCGGGAAUAGGCGGGGAAGGAAUCCGUAUGCUAGUUCGUCGUGCAGCCUUGAUGAGGGGUUGGGACCUGGCUACCGCUGACGUAAAGGCAGCAUUCCUGCAAGCUCCGGUGAUCGCUGGUCAGUGCGGAGGCAAACCUAGGGUAAUAGUGGUGAAGGUGCCGCAGAUUAUGAGGGCAUCGGGUGUAUGUUCUGAGCGCUACUGGCUCGUACAGAAGGCAAUGUAUGGGUUAGCAGUCUCGCCCAAAUGCUGGGUUACCCAUAGGAACAAGGUGCUGCGUGACUUGAGAAUUCCCUAUAAGGGAGGCCAUGUCAGAUGCGUCCCAAUGCCGGCGGAUGCAAAUAUGUGGAAGCUACAGUUCGAGACUGAGGAGCUCGGUGGUGAUGGGGUGCCAGGUUCGGCUGCUCAGAUGCUGGGUCUACUUGGAUUAUAUGUUGAUGACAUCUUGACGGCGGGACCUUCAGAGCUGCUGAAGGCUGUAUUUGAGUCAAUGAAAUCUGCGUGGCAAUUAUCUACUCCCGAGUACUUGUCUGCUCCCGGCGACAGUAUGAAGUUCAGCGGGUUCCAAGUGGAGCGAACGGAGGCUGGAUACUUGUUGCAUCAGACAAGUUAUGUGAUGGACUUGUUGGAUCAAUACCGCGAGGACAUCACGGGGGAAGAGAUAGCUCCAGCAAUAAAAUCCUAUGAGAUCAGUGAGCUGAAGAGUGAUGAAGAAAGGCACACAGUGACAAAACGGGCUCAGACUUUGGUUGGUCAGCUUUUGUGGGUUUCGAACAGAACAAGGCCAGACUUGGCGUUUGGUGUGAGUAUGGCUGGACAGAAGAUUACGAGCAACCCUGCAGAAUCGUUGGCUAGAGCUGAACACCUGAUUCGUUACCUACGUCAUGCCCCAAGGAUGGGACUGUCCUACGGUUCAGCAAGUGGGCAAUGCGGAAAGUGGGAUCAACUGAAGUACCAAGAAGUUGAGGCCAGCAUUGAUGUGUUUACGGACGCGUCCUUCUGUGCCGAUGAACAGAGCCGAAGUUUUGGUAGCAUCCAUAUGUAUUGGGCUGGAGCUUUGAUUGCGUGGGUAUCAAGCAGACAAACAUUAAUUGCUUCACAUACGGCAGAAAGCGAGCUCUACUCCUUAGCGGAAGGACAUUUGUUGGGCAAGGCGAUGAGACCUACGGUUGCGGCACUGCUUGACGUGAAAGAGUCGGCUGUUGACUGCAGGUUGUACUGUGAUAAUGCGGCGGCGGUCCAACUGUGUGCUUUAGAAGCUGGAUCAUGGAGGACAAGACAUUUGAGGCUCCGUGGGGCUGUCAUCAGACAUGAUCUGGAAGAGGGGCUGUGGCAACUGUCGCAUUUGGAGGGAGUGUUCAUGCCAGCAGAUCUUGGAACUAAAGCUGUAGGGUCUGCUAGGCGCUUCCUCGGCCUCAAGUGGCUAGUCCGGGGAGUGUGGGAGUUGCGGUUGAUCACCUUCAGUCCGGGGGAGCCUUCGGCUUUUCCAAUUCAGUCAGAGGGGUUGGACUGGGAGCUAUCCCCACGGGCUGAAGAAGUGAUAAUACGAAGAUUUGCAAGCACCUAUGAGGACAUCUGCGAACAGGCAGAGGCGGUUGAUAGGGGUACUGUUCGAAUUCCGACGCCUGAUGAGCAGUAUGAUGCUGCGCUUGCAUACAUGGGAGCAUUGGUCGCCAGAUGGUUUAUGUUGAUGAUGUCGUUGAUGUGGAACAGGCUCGAGUCAUUCUCGAAGAAGUGGUGGCAGCAUUAUCGCUACGAGUCUGAUUGUGCAUUGGGAGCAUGUGUUUGCAUAAGAUGGGGUGGACUCCAUCGUGAGGUGACUCAGGACAUUGGGAGAGAAAAGAGUGACGAGGCUAGCACGCCAAGGCCACUCGACCCGGUAGGAAAGGAGCUCUGGGGGCUCAAGUAG
Molecule: messenger RNA, 6303 nt
Organism: Symbiodinium sp. CCMP2456
Lineage: Eukaryota; Dinophyceae; Suessiales; Symbiodiniaceae
Source: the annotation of a GenBank genome assembly